UAUUAUAUAUAUACGUAUACACACACGUGCACAAUGCAUAUAUAUUAUUUUUAAAAAGUUUAUUGCAAUUUUUUAGGUGCAAAAAAAAGUAACGUGUAAUAUUUACUUUAAAUAUAUGAAAAAAUCUUCUUAAAUAUAAUUGUGUGAUCUGUAAACUUAAAUUAAAAUAUUUAAAUUAUAAACAUAAAUUAUCCAUAAAUGUACAUGUAUGUACAUAUAAAUGUUUUGAUAAGUGCAAAACAAUUGCACUUGAGAAUACUCUGCUAACAUCCGUACUGAAUAGAAGAAUUAGUAAUAUGAGUAAUGCAAUAAAAUAUGCAUUAGUAAAGUAUCUAAAAGACAAUGUAAGGCAAAUCGUGAACAUUGAUCUUAUAAGUAUCAAUAACAAAAAUGAAGCAAGUUUCAAGCCUAAGAGUUCCACUGAUUAUGAUCCGAAGCAAAAGUAUUACGUAAAAUGGUAUUACUGUGGCGAUGAAGGUGAUGCGUGCAAUGAUGAUGAAGAGUGCGAGCAUCCAUAUGAUUUAUAUUCUGUCUUCAUUCUUUGUUUGGAUGCGAGCAAAGAAAAUAUUGAACGAGAGUUACAAAACAAAAGAAAACCUGUAGCUAAUAAAAAGUAUGCUUCUACAUCAAUUGAAUCAGACGAUGAAAGAAAAGUAGUUGAUGAAGUCGAAAACUUGAAAGAAAAAUCAAAGCAGAACGAAUCAAAAAAAAAAAAUCAGCUAUAAAUGAUAGAAGUAAAGCAAUAUUAAAAAAAUUUGAGAUGGCUUUUACGAUGCCAACUUUUUCUGAUUCUUGUCAGCAAAGUAAUGCAAAUACGCAAAAAGAUAAAAAUUUAACUAGUCUGAGUACAUUACCAUUGAAAGAGGUCCGUGUAGAUCUAGAACAUAUAAACAUUCCUAACAAAUAUACACCAAAGCCAGCUAACAUUAAUAAUACAGACAAGCAAACCAAUGAUGCCAAACAACAAGCAGCGUCACCUAGAAAUUCAGAUGCUUCUACACCACAGAGCAGUCGAUCAAGUUCACCUUUGUCAGUGCAACGCACAAAAUUUAAUUGCAGGCGUUCUUUGAGUUUUGAAGAGUUUUUAUGUAGCACAUCUCAGAGAAAACAACCUCCAAGCCCACUACCUUCACAGAAUGACAGAGAACCUCUGACUUUGCGAUCUGAGUACGAGAAUACUGACAAUAAUGGAAAUGAAAACAGGAAUAGCAUAGCUGAUGAUAAUCUUUCAUUAUCUUUUAAUGAUGACAAUGAUAAUAGAAUUGCACCUAGUAAUAUUGACGCUGAAUUAAUGCCUUCUCAAAGAAAUGAUGAAGCCGUUAAUAACAAUAAUGCUAAUGAAACAGCAGCUAAUGGAAAUAACGAGAAUGAUGAUAAUGAACAUGAUCAAGUUACCGAUGCUGAUAACAAUGAAGAAUUAGGAAUUCAACGAACAUACAAAAGAACAAAUGAAUUUAUUCUAGAUUGCAUUUUUUACUAUGAAAAUGCAAGAGAAGGUGAUGCAUUUCAAGAAAAGCAAAAACGUUACACAGUUACUGAAAAUGGAGAGAUAUACCUUGGUGAAAAUAUAAGCAUCGAUAGGACAGUAUGGGAAUUUAUGCAUGUAGAGAAGCCAUCAUACUUCAUCGUAACUAUUGCUAAGCAACUUUGGGGUGGACACUUGCGCUUAGCUAAUAGAGCAUUUGAUCUAACUAACGGUGCAAAGAAUAUUCCAGGCAGAUCUCCGGUGAAACUAGUAGAAAAAAAUGUACUACGACUUCUAAUUAGUUUGUAUUAUGACUAUCUUAAAAAAAACAAAAAUUUCACUAACUCUGAACGUGCUGUGCACUUGAAUCAAGCUAUAGACCAUAUAAGAUAUGCUAUUCGUAAUUUAAGAGCAGCUGAAAUAAAAAAAGCAAUCGCCGAAGACAGGGAAGCUAAAAUCAACCGUAUUAAAAGAAAAAAAUUGAGGUACAAUUACCAAGGUCCGUAGUAGAAAUGUUUUUUUUAACAUUUACAACUUUCUUUUGUGAAGAUUAAAAAUUUUUAUGAUUUAAAAAUGCCAAAAUUAUAAUUGAAAAAAAGGUAUGCUUAUUAAUAUAAUUUUGUUUUCUAUAAAAUAAUAAUCUGCGAAUUAAGGGGACAGAUACACAUUAAUUAGCCAAAAAAUAAAUGGUUACAAUUUAUUUUUGUAUUUAUCUUGAAUUGUUUAAAAAAUGUAUUAUAGAGUGGUGUAUAGGGAACUUUGGAACACACUGUCGAUAAAAAAUAACAAUUUUUAUGUACACUAUAUACUCGGUAUGGUCUACGAAGCUUAAAAUCCAUACAUUUUAUUUGAUUCUGUUAUCGCAUACUAACUAAUCAUUUUUAUUAAAUGUUUAUCAUUUUUUAUAACUUUUUAUAAUUUUUAUAUUUGUCAAGCCUUUGUUUUUGCUAGAUUAUACAACUUAUUUAAAUGAAAUUAAUUAUUCCCUUUAACACUUAGCAUUUUAGUAAGUCUGCGGUAGCUAAAACAAUUCAAUUUAUUGAUUUUACCCUCAGAAUACAUGUACCUUGUAUAUGGUAUCUAUAAAAAUUGUUAUUUGCUGUUUGCAACGUUUCUAAGUUUUGUAUCACUUUUUAAUACAUAUUUUAAUCAAUUUUUGAUACUUUAAAAUAUAGCUGUCCCUAUGAGAUUUAAUAAAAAAGAUUAAACUGAACUGUAAUAUUAAUUUUAUUUACGUUUAACGUAACCACAAGUCUGAUCAAAGUAAUAAGUAUAGAUGUAGGGUACGACUAAAAAAAAUAUAUUUUUUGUAUUCUUGCUGUUGAAAAAUAGUAUUUUCGUUAAAUGAUGUAUAAAUAUCAAUAAAGAUAUAUUUUAAUACAAA
Nasonia vitripennis (jewel wasp) is the source of this 2849-nucleotide messenger RNA. RefSeq lists its product as uncharacterized. The transcript is spliced from 7 exons. The record is from RefSeq and is a predicted model, not a curated record. NCBI's taxonomy places the organism in Eukaryota, Metazoa, Arthropoda, Insecta, Hymenoptera, Pteromalidae. The coding region runs from base 761 to 1972 and encodes 403 amino acids.